GCGCGGCUUGGUGCUGGGGUUAGUGGGAUUGGGCAGCUGCGGCUAAACAUGUCGGUGGUCCAAGUUGUGUCGCGGCUCCUGCGCGCCAGACGCCUGGCGCUGACUGGGGCGCAGCGGCCAGCAGCAUUGCAGACAAGGUCCCGUGGUUUUCACUUCACUGUUGAUGGGAAUAAGAGAUCAUCUGCUAAAGUUUCAGAUUCAAUUUCUACACAAUACCCAGUAGUGGAUCAUGAAUUUGACGCACUGGUGGUUGGCGCUGGAGGGGCAGGCUUGCGAGCUGCGUUUGGCCUUUCUGAGGCAGGGUUUAACACUGCCUGUGUUACAAAGCUCUUUCCCACCAGGUCCCACACUGUGGCAGCCCAGGGAGGAAUCAAUGCUGCCCUGGGGAACAUGGAGGAGGACAACUGGAGGUGGCACUUCUAUGACACCGUGAAGGGCUCUGACUGGCUGGGGGACCAGGACGCCAUCCACUACAUGACAGAGCAGGCCCCGGCUUCCGUGGUUGAGCUGGAGAAUUAUGGCAUGCCGUUUAGUAGAACUGAGGAUGGGAAGAUCUACCAGCGGGCCUUUGGCGGUCAGAGCCUCAAGUUUGGGAAAGGCGGGCAGGCCCAUCGGUGCUGCUGUGUGGCUGACCGCACUGGCCACUCGCUGCUGCACACGUUGUAUGGAAGGUCUCUACGAUACGAUACCAGCUAUUUUGUAGAGUAUUUUGCCUUGGACCUCCUGAUGGAAAAUGGGGAAUGUCGUGGUGUUAUCGCACUGUGCAUAGAAGAUGGGUCCAUCCAUCGCAUCAGAGCGAAGAACACUGUUAUAGCUACUGGAGGCUACGGGCGCACCUACUUCAGCUGCACGUCUGCCCACACCAGCACUGGAGAUGGCACUGCCAUGAUCACCAGGGCAGGCCUUCCCUGCCAGGACUUGGAGUUUGUUCAGUUCCACCCCACAGGGAUAUAUGGUGCUGGCUGUCUCAUCACAGAAGGGUGCCGUGGAGAGGGAGGCAUUCUCAUUAACAGUCAAGGCGAGAGGUUCAUGGAGCGAUAUGCCCCAGUCGCAAAGGACCUGGCCUCCAGAGAUGUCGUGUCUCGGUCCAUGACACUGGAAAUCCGUGAAGGAAGAGGCUGUGGCCCUGAGAAAGAUCACGUCUACCUACAGUUGCACCACCUGCCCCCGGAGCAGCUGGCCAUCCGCCUGCCUGGCAUUUCAGAGACGGCCAUGAUCUUUGCGGGUGUGGACGUCACCAAGGAGCCCAUCCCAGUCCUUCCCACUGUGCAUUAUAACAUGGGUGGUAUUCCCACUAACUACAAGGGACAGGUUCUGAGGCAUGUGAACGGCCAGGACCAGGUUGUGCCCGGCCUGUACGCCUGUGGGGAGGCUGCCUGCGCCUCGGUGCAUGGUGCCAACCGUCUUGGGGCAAAUUCGCUCUUGGACCUGGUUGUCUUUGGCCGGGCAUGUGCCCUGAGUAUUGCAGAGUCCUGCAGACCUGGAGAUAAGGUUCCCCCUAUUAAAGCAAAUGCUGGGGAAGAAUCUGUCAUGAAUCUUGACAAAUUGAGGUUUGCUGAAGGAAGUAUAAGAACAUCUGAGCUACGACUCAACAUGCAGAAGUCCAUGCAAACUCAUGCUGCAGUGUUUCGUGUGGGCAGCGUGUUACAGGAGGGCUGUGAGAAAAUCAGCCAGCUCUAUGGAGACCUAAAGCAGCUGAAGACGUUUGACAGAGGAAUGGUCUGGAACACAGACCUGGUGGAGACCUUGGAGCUGCAGAACCUGAUGCUCUGUGCGCUUCAGACUAUUUAUGGAGCAGAGGCCCGCAAGGAGUCACGUGGUGCUCAUGCCCGGGAAGAUUACAAGGAGCGGAUUGAUGAGUAUGAUUAUUCCAAGCCCAUCCAGGGGCAGCAGAAGAAGCCAUUUGAGCAGCACUGGAGGAAGCACACACUUUCCUAUGUUGAUGUCAGGACUGGGAAGGUUUCGCUGGAAUACAGACCUGUAAUCGACAAAACUUUAAACGAGUCUGACUGCGCCACAGUCCCCCCAGCCAUCCGCUCCUACUGAUGAGACAGACCGGAGCUAACCCGCUUUUGUAAUUAUGUAUAAUAGCUCACAGACGUGUUCAAAGCUUAAGUGUAUGUUUAAAAUUCAGUACUCUAGUGAAUAAGGAGUGCCAUCUCAAUAGAGAUCAGUGGCCAGCAGCUUGCCAGUAAUCACUCAAAAGUGUUAAGCUUACCUUUAUCCCUUGCUUCAUUCUUGUGAAAUGAUAAAACUUGGCAGUACUCUUAAAUAAAACAUAAAUUACAAACUUG
Molossus molossus (Pallas's mastiff bat) is the source of this 2294-nucleotide messenger RNA. RefSeq names its product succinate dehydrogenase complex flavoprotein subunit A (gene SDHA). The record is from RefSeq and is a predicted model, not a curated record. The transcript has 15 exons. The coding region runs from base 49 to 2046 and encodes 665 amino acids. Gene Ontology annotation, molecular function: succinate dehydrogenase (quinone) activity; flavin adenine dinucleotide binding; electron transfer activity. Lineage: Eukaryota; Metazoa; Chordata; Mammalia; Chiroptera; Molossidae. Gene Ontology annotation, biological process: tricarboxylic acid cycle; mitochondrial electron transport, succinate to ubiquinone.